CGUUGCUCGCGGUGCCUUUGUCCUUCCAACUCUCCUGCUGGUGAGAGCAGACGCUGCGCGUGGCCGACAUUCCUCCCAACUCCUGCACGACCUGCUGUUGCAGCGAUCGGGCCUCUCCGGACCCUGUAUCCUCUAGGUUCCAGAAGCAGAAGGCAGCUCUGCCGAGGAACGGAGAGGCCGGUCAGCCAUGAAGCAGGUGUUCAAGCUCUACUUGCUGGGGGUGGUGCUCACCCUCUUCUCCAUCUUCUUUGGACUGAUGGAGUCGCUAGAGGGCUUACUGGAAGGCCCAUCGCCUGGGAGCGCCUGGACCAACAGAGGCCAACUAGCCCGAGCAGAGGGCCCCAGAGGCCUUCCGGACCAUCCCUCUCAGCCCAAAGGGCUGCGAUAAGCCCUCCUCCACCCACCGGAACCUCAUAACACUGAAUGAAUCCUUGUCAGCUGCCCGGGUGCCUCGGCAGGCAGACUCUGAGCAGCAGGGCUCUCUGAGAACUAUGUGACUAUCCCUUGAAGGGGCUUUUCCUCUGAGUGCUGCCGGCCCCAGGAGAAGAGCCUUGUUUAGGCCCCAGUGGCUGUGGAGCAGCAGGCUCAGCCUUCAGGAUCUGCUGUGUGGUCUGUAGUUCCCAACAGGGUGCUUCCAGCUCCUCCCAGAGGGCAGCUGAUGCUGCGGCUUCAGCUGUUGGGGAGUGGUGCUGUCUCCCCAGCUCCACACACGUCUUCCAGGCGCUGUUCUGGUUGGGAUUUGGGGUCAUUUGAUUUGGUGUUGGGCUUCUCUGCCAAGAGAUCACAGCCACAGGGGUGGGCUGUGAAGAGGAGGAGGAGGAGGAUGAAACAGUGUCAUGCUUUACAUUUGUAAGUCCUUCAUCCCACAUGUGUUCUAUGUGUGUGUUGGUCUGAAAAGGGCACGGGGUGUUGUGAAACCUGCUCAGGACACAGGCGCGAUGGCCACCAUGUGGCUGAGAUGACUUUUCCCAAUGUAAUAAAAGUUGAGUAUGUUUUCGCUCCGUG
Messenger RNA from Echinops telfairi (small Madagascar hedgehog), 1005 nucleotides. It is a transcript of the gene HILPDA, whose product is annotated as hypoxia inducible lipid droplet associated. The transcript has 2 exons. Lineage: Eukaryota; Metazoa; Chordata; Mammalia; Afrosoricida; Tenrecidae. Gene Ontology annotation, biological process: autocrine signaling; positive regulation of lipid storage; positive regulation of cytokine production. Gene Ontology annotation, cellular component: lipid droplet. The coding region runs from base 188 to 388 and encodes 66 amino acids. The record is from RefSeq and is a predicted model, not a curated record.